ACAGGGAUUUAACCAGGAGCUGCUGGAAUACCACUGCCUCCAUCUGUUAGUGUGUCUGUGUUACUGUGUGGUACUUUUACUUCAGUAAAGUAUCUGAUUACUUCUUCCACCACUGAAAGUCACACAGUAACACAGACACACUAACAGAUGGAGGCAGUGGUAUUCCAGCAGCUCCUGGUUAAAUCCCUGUUUUUAUCAAUGGAGUCUGGUAGAGAUAUAUAGAGAUGUUUCAGGUUAAACUAACAGAUUAAUAAACACUCAGAUCUGAUUACAGAUGCAUUAGAGUCUGUUUGAAACCAGUCAUGAAAUGUUUAUAUACUGUUUAAAAUUCUUCGAGUGGAUCUGUGGCUGAGAUGUUCAGGCUUUGACUUUGUGAACUUUUUGUAAUAAAAAGUGUAAAAUUAGAAAAAGCUUUAAAAAAUAAUGUUUAUCUCUGUCUGAGGAACACACAGAGGAAACUUUAAAAAUACAAACGUGACAAAGGUAAAGAGUUAAAACACGUUGUUUAUUGACCGUGUUCAUUAAACACAACUUCCUGUUUCAGAAUAAUGCGCUGCAUAUUAUGUUUAAUUAUAAUUGCUGAAUUUCCCUCAGGAAUGUCUGUUAGUAACACUUCUCCCUCUUUAACCCUAACAGAGUGAAUAUGAGCGUAGAAUAGAGUAAAUGCAGAUUUUGUUGUGUGUUUCAAUGAUGUGGCUUUUAUUCUGAAGGAGCUGUGUCGGAAGUUACCUGGUUCACGAUCGUUUCUCGUCGCUACACCUUCACCGUUGUGUUUUGACCGUAACGUCCGGCACCGGUGUUACAGCGUGAAUCGUUCCCCCUCACAGAACGGUUCCCCGCGGAGUCUCAGUGUUUUCAGCGAUGUUUCCUUGAUCUCCGCCGCAAACGGUCGCGACACCGGAAGAGAGACAGACUGACGCUGAAAGCGUCGUUUCCUGAGAGGUUUAACCUUGGUGUUCUCAGGUUGAGGACGAUGUUGCAGCGGGUGGCGGUGAUCGGCGCCGGGGCGGCAGGACUCUGCACAGCCAGACACAUCCUGUCCCGUCCAAACAGCUUCGCCCCUCCGGUGGUGUUCGAACUCACCAGCAACGUCGGCGGCACCUGGUGUUACGACGAACGCAUCGGCACGUACGACAAUGGAUGGCCAAUUCAUAGCAGCAUGUACAGAGACCUCAGGACCAACCUGCCCAAAGAGGUGAUGAUGUUCCCUGAUUUCCCCUUUGACCCUCAGCUGAACAGCUUCCUGCCCCAUCAGGAGGUUCAGAGGUACCUGGAGAAAUACUGCCAGAGCCACAACAUUCGGCCUCACAUCAGGUUCAGCACCGUGGUGGAGAAGGUGAAACCCUUUGUUGUGACAAAGGAGGAUAAGGAGAAGACGACAACAUGGGAGGUGACGUCUUCUGAUUCGUCAGGAUUUCAGAAAACCGAGACUUUCGACUCAGUGUUUGUCUGCUCAGGGCACUACUCUGACCCACACAUCCCAGACAUACCAGGGAUGGGGAACUUUAAAGGAAAGGUGCUCCACAGUCAUUCGUACAGGUUUGCAGAGCCGUUCUCAGGUCAGUCAGUCGUGGUUCUGGGAGCCAAAGCUUCAGGAUUGGAUAUUUCCAUUGAACUGGCCAAAGCUGGUGCCCAGGUGACUCUGAGUCAUGGGCGUCCUCGUCUCACCUUUCCUCUUCCCUCUGGGAUUCAACAGUCCAGUCCAGUGGUAGCGAUCGAGGAUGACGGCAGCAUUCGCUUCCAGGACGGCUCCAUGGCUCGGGCUGAUGUCCUGAUGUUCUGCACCGGGUACAACUUCAGUUAUCCAUUCCUGGAUGGGGAUCAGCUGGGUCUGGAGAUCCAGGACCACAUGGUGUCUCCCCUGUACCGCUUCCUCGUGCCCCCCGCCUUCCCCUCACUCUUCUUCAUUGGCAUCUGCAAGAUCAUCUGUCCCUUCCCCAACUUUGAUUGCCAGGUCCAGUUCGCUCUCGCUGUGUUGGACGGCUCAGUCUCUUUACCGCCUCAGGCUGAGAUGGAGGACGAGGUCCGGCGAGCGCUGCAUGAAAAGGUGGAGUGUGGAGUCCAGCGGCGCCACCUGCUGAUCAUGGACCAGGAUCAGUGGGAGUACUGCCGGACGCUUGCUCAGACGGCCGGCUUCUCGCCGCUGCCUCCAGUCGUACGCAGCCUGUAUGAGGAGGUGUGGCGACAGCGACAGGUUCACCCUGAAAACUACCGGAGGAUCAACUACAGGCUUAUCAGCGACACCGAGUGGGAGGUGAUCAAUUGACUGAUGACAUAGUGCAGUAUUAAGAAGUACAGCUGAAACAACAAACAGAAAGAGAGUUCAGCAAAUACUAGAUUUAAGAAGCUCAUUGUGUCAAUUUUUUUUGAGGUGUUGAUUCAUCUCAAUGCACUCCGAUCAUUUUAUAAGCUGUAGUUCUGCAAAAUAUCUUAUGUCUUAAAUUCAGUGUUGAUGAAUUGUCCGAUAGUAGCAGUGUUCCAGUUACUGAUCGACAAAAGACAAAAUUAUGCACCACAUGAGCUCCAUCGUCACCUGCACUCCAUCACAUGAAGGCAUACUCAUUAGUGGCUCCAGGAUGACAAAGUUACCGGUUGGUUAGUUAAUCGGCCACUUUGGUCCAGACUGAAAUAUGUCACCAACCCCCAGGAUGGAUUACCAUGAGAUUUUGCACAAAAGUUGAUGUUCCCCGGAGGACGAAUCCGACUGUCUUUGAUGAUCCGCUUACUUUUCUUCCAGUGCCACCAUGAAGAUGGAAUUUUUUGGUCCAGAUUGAAAGAUCUCAACAACUAUUGGGUGGAUUGUCAACAUUUUAAUUUGACCAAACACCUGCAGAACUAAAGACAAUCCCAUCAGCUGUUGCUCAAACCACCACUGUGCCUUACAGCUGCUCGUAGCUGCUAGUAUGGCUGUAGACUCUUAAUGGAGCAAUUAACGUGUAGCCUUUGCAGUUAGCUACCACACCUCUCCACAAAAAUGUAGCUGCAUGUUGAGGCUACAUCAGUGACAGAGAUGUGAUGUGGAGAUGUCACGUAACUUUAGCACAGUUACUUCCACUGUUGGUCGCACAAAGGAACUCUGCUAUUAAGUAAUGAGACGCUUCCUCUACCAUUCAGUAUCACAAACUGAAUGAAAGAAUGAAACAGUUAUUAUGAAGAAUAUAAUCAGAGUAGUCUGCCUGAUCACAUCUAGUGUUGUGGUGGUGAAAUCAGACGCUGGAACUAUAAAUCAAGACCUGAACUUGGGUAUCUUUGGCCUUUGGUCACUGCGACCUUCAUUCUCGUUGAUACCUAAAACCCAGCAUGACUUCAUUUCUCUUUCUCUUGAAAUAAAAACAUGAAGUGUC
Molecule: messenger RNA, 3344 nt
Organism: Lates calcarifer (barramundi perch)
Lineage: Eukaryota; Metazoa; Chordata; Actinopteri; Centropomidae
Exons: 9
Coding region: 974-2266 (430 amino acids)
Molecular function (GO): NADP binding; N,N-dimethylaniline monooxygenase activity; flavin adenine dinucleotide binding
Source: RefSeq, a predicted model, not a curated record